Molecule: messenger RNA, 2336 nt
Organism: Ylistrum balloti
Lineage: Eukaryota; Metazoa; Mollusca; Bivalvia; Pectinida; Pectinidae
Exons: 2
Coding region: 1-1110 (369 amino acids)
Source: RefSeq, a predicted model, not a curated record
AUGCGUUGGGCCAGAUUCUUCAAAGUAGCAAUCUGGCUGAUUGCUAUUGUUGUAACACUUCAGCUCCUCGACUAUGAUUGGAAUGUUUUCAACUUUAUGCGAAGGAUGCCAGCGAGUUCUCCACUUACACAUUUUGGGACAUCACAGUCAAAAUUUUCUAUUCCUAAAGAUCGACGUACCAAUGUAACAUCUGUAAAAUUGAAUGACACACCGUUUAGUGUACCGUUUGACCUUGACCUCCGCGUGAUCGUAAUUACAUAUGAUCGUGCUGAUUCUGUUGAAAGAUUGUUGAACUCGUUAAACGAGGCUGAUUAUUUAGGUGACAAAGUAGGAAUCGAUGUCUGGAUAGACAGAUCUAAAACUGGGGUCGUUCAUGAGGAGACGUUUUCAAGAGCAAGUCGGUUCAAGUUCAAACAUGGCAUCCUCAAUGUUCAUAAACAGUCAAAGCAUGCUGGGAUAUAUGGACAGUGGAUGAAAACCUGGAAUCCAUCGCCACAGAGCAAAGAAAUUGCUGUAAUACUAGAGGAUGAUUUGACAGUGUCAAAAUAUUUCUAUAAAUGGCUGAAAAAUGUUCAUACUAAAUAUGACUCCUUGUCAUACAUUAAUGGUUAUGCACUUCAAGGAUACAGUAUGAAACAUGGCGGAGCUGCAGGGCAGUUAAGGGCCCCAGAUGAGAAUAUUGUCUUCAUGUAUCCAAUUCUCGGCACAUGGGGAUUUUCACCGAGUCGAGAAAAUUGGAUAAGUUAUGUGAAAUGGUAUGAUCAAAAGUCAGAGUUACCAAAUUUCCAGCCAACAGUAGCAGGUAUACUGCCCACAUUGUGGUAUAACAGCUUUAUAAAAAAGGGCAAGACGGGUGGCAUGUGGUCUAUGUGGCAUAUAUAUCACGCGUGGAAGUUCCAGGAAAGAUCAAUUUAUCCAAAUCUUCCUGGGAAAUGUGGACUGACCAUCAACUGGAAGGAAGCAGGCCUCCAUUAUGCUAAGUCACAAACCGUCACCAAGAAUACUGAUCCUAUAUUGACAGUGUGGGAUAAAAAGUUUGAGAAUUUGCCUGACGUUCCAGUACAUCUCAAUGUUAAUGGCGUGGUUUGUCCGAGGGAUCAAUAUAUCUAAUGGUUGUGUGUAAUUCAGACAGACGAAACAGGCGUAUUCAGAAAUUGGAUUUUAAUGGAAUAUUUUUUUAUUAGACUAAUACCUUAAGUUGAAAGAAUGUUUCAAAAAUGUCUUAAAUACAUUUCCUAUCUAUAUAAUUGUAUUAAACAGUAGUCACCAUGGAUAUCGUAUACUCCAUCGAUUAAUUCAUAUGAACUACAUGUAUAUGAAGGAUUUCAUAAAAAUGAGAAUAUUUUUUCAUAAAUCACACGGUACAGAUGAUAGCCAGCAUACAGUAGAAAACUUUGUAAUAAUUAUCUGUGAUACUGGAGGAAAACAAUCUAGAGCCUUGCAAUAAGUCAACAGGUGCUUUUUAGCACAAAAAAGAUAAUUUUGUGAUAAGGUAAGUUGUGAAGAGAAAAACCCACUUUUUAUAACUGUUUGUUCCUGUAGACUGCCUAAAUUUCAUUUCUAACUAAUGUGGACAUACAUAUGAUAUAUAUAUGUCGCAUGCUUUACUUAUAAUAAUGCUUCUUGGAUGUAUUAUCUCAGAUCCAACAGAUGUGCAGGUUGGGAAAUGGCUUCCUGGAAGAUUCUCAGUUUUGAAUCUCCUGAUCGUUGAUAUUUUUAUCUUACUUGCAAUUAAAGGCAGAUGAUAGGCUUGGGUUUGUUUGUCUGUCCAUCCAUCCAUGUGUCAUAGUUUGUCUGUCUAACCAUCUAUGUGUCUGUCCAUGGUUGGUUUUUCAGGAGAACUAAAUUAAGUUCACUAAUGUUUUGUAUAUGUUACAUGAAUUUAACUACUAUGAUCUGAAAAAUUGUACAUGUAUAUCUCGUUUGAUUAUUAAAACCGAUCAGUUAAUUAUUGCAGUGUCCCUGAGUAUCCAACAAAAGUCAGCUUUUGUCAGCAAAUGUAUGUGGUACCUUAAAGCUGAGGUGCUAAGGAUAGGGUUAAAAAUAUGUAUUCCUUUAUUGAAGUUAAAGAAAAGUAAUGUUGCGGGAUAAUGAGUGUGUUUGAUCAUGUGUUAUAAAGUAACUUACAGUAUUUUGAGACUUUGACUAAUCAAGCAUUAGUAAUUACAGCGAAAACCUCGUUAUCUCAAACUCAUAUAACUUAGAUCCUGUUUAAUUCGAAUAUUUCAUCAGUCAUGGCAAAUUUGACUACAAACAUUCACAUUUUGCAUACUAGGAUGGUCCCAUGGUCCUGCCCACUUUGAGAUAACGAGGUUCAACUGUAUUACAAAAGAGAG